Messenger RNA from Racocetra fulgida, 183 nucleotides. Lineage: Eukaryota; Fungi; Glomeromycota; Glomeromycetes; Diversisporales; Gigasporaceae. The record is from the annotation of a GenBank genome assembly.
AUGACAAAGGACGAAAUCUAUGAGUCCUUUUACGACGAACUAAAGGCUGUUCCAAACGAUCCAGAGUCACCAGAAGCCUACAAUAAGGCCAGGGAACUUUUAAAUGCCAAGGAGGGGCAAGAAACUGACGUCACUUCUCCAGCCUCGUCGAAGAAGAAAAGUGCAGUUGAAGAUACAGGUUAA